AUGAUAUUCCGAUUCUACUGGAUGCUAUGGCAAGUUCCUGGCGAAUUCCUGUCAUUCUCAUGGGCUGAGGCGAAAAUGUUCGGUUUCAUUUCGAUGGAAUCCGCGAUUUUGACGGUGGCACUGAUCCGGAUGGGAUGGACGAAAAGUUUGGAGAGAAAUGAGAAGAAUAUGGCGAAUUUGAGAACGAUGAGAGUGGAAAAGUGUCAGAAAAAGAAGGAUGACUAUCGGAUUUUGUAUUGUCGAGCAUUCAUUUCGAAUUGUUUCGUUUUUUGCGCAUUUAUACUGACUUCGGUUUAUUUGGCGGUGCAUCGGGAUGUCACGGAGGGAGAGUAA
Messenger RNA from Caenorhabditis remanei, 333 nucleotides. RefSeq lists its product as uncharacterized. The transcript has a single exon. Bases 1 to 333 code for a protein of 110 amino acids. The record is from RefSeq and is a predicted model, not a curated record. Lineage: Eukaryota; Metazoa; Nematoda; Chromadorea; Rhabditida; Rhabditidae.